AUGGCAGCGGUGCAAUACACAGACGUCGUGGUCGUGGAAGAGGGCCAGGGCCAGGGCGGGGAGGUGCUGCAGAUGGGACCCGUCACGAUCCGGAUUCUGGAGGAUGGGCGACACACGGAUAAUCGUAUCGGGUCCAUGGUGUUGACUAUCCAGCCAAGGACGCCGGGCCCGCCCAUCCAUUGGCACCGCAUGCACGACGAGACCUUCCUCAUCACGUCCGGCCGGGUCCGCUUCACGACCAUCAAGGCGGCCACGGCGAACUCGUCGGGGCCCGGCGGGCCAGAGCUCAAGAGCGACGAGAGCCUGCGGGAGGAUCUGGAUGCGAAGGCCGGCGACUACGUCGUCGUGCCGACGAGGAGCAUCCAUACCUUUAGCAACCCGUGGGACGAGGAGGCGAGUUUCUUCAAUACCUUUACGCCGGCUUACUAUGUGGACUAUCUGAGGAUGUUGGCGAAAGCCAUCAACGAGGCGCAGAGCGGAGGGAAGAAGUUGACGGAGGAUGAGCAGAGAGAGGUCAUGGCGCAGUUUGCGACCUUUGAGCCGUAG
Messenger RNA from Drepanopeziza brunnea f. sp. 'multigermtubi' MB_m1, 546 nucleotides. RefSeq lists its product as uncharacterized. The record is from RefSeq and is a predicted model, not a curated record. NCBI's taxonomy places the organism in Eukaryota, Fungi, Ascomycota, Leotiomycetes, Helotiales, Drepanopezizaceae.